Messenger RNA from Orussus abietinus, 849 nucleotides. RefSeq names its product protein NDUFAF4 homolog. The coding region runs from base 159 to 734 and encodes 191 amino acids. Lineage: Eukaryota; Metazoa; Arthropoda; Insecta; Hymenoptera; Orussidae. The transcript has 5 exons. Gene Ontology annotation, cellular component: mitochondrion. Gene Ontology annotation, biological process: mitochondrial respiratory chain complex I assembly. The record is from RefSeq and is a predicted model, not a curated record.
UCAGUGUGGUUAAGUUGCUGCAGUGAUUAUACAGAGUGACUGAAUUACGAAAUCAUAAAACCAUGAGCUACGAUUCACAAAUUUUUUAAUUUAAUCGUUGACUACAACAAUGUGGUUAUAAAUAACGGUUUUUCGUGCUGCAGAAUUGUGAAUACAAAAUGGGAAAAGUAUAUUCCAUAUUGGGAAGAAGACUUCAAAGAUUUAAUGUUGAUAAUAGAGCUCAGAAGAUUCUUUCUCGAGAUAAACAAAAUCCUGCUCCGCAGUAUAAGUCUACGCAAGAACAAUUAAACAUUGUAAAGAAGUUGUAUCCUGAUUUUAUGGAAAAACAUAAUAAAAAGGAUAAGGAGCUUGAUCAUCGUUUAAAGGAUGUUCGUAUCGUUUCUCAUGAUCCAGAGGGAAUAAAAGAGAAUGUAAAGUCUGACCCUAAACGGUCUUUACCGCACGAGAGAAUUACUGCCCCAGAAUUUGAAUUUGGAUUUUAUGAACCAUCAGUUAUUCCAGAGGGAAAAUGUAGUUUAAAACAGGUGUUAAAAUUGAUCGAAAAUCAUGCUCAAGAUCCGCAGACACAUACUGCUGCAAGUAUAGCACAAAAGUAUAAGUUAGACCCAAAGCAUGUAGAAAAUAUAUUAAGAUACUACAAGAUGUAUGAACUAGUUCUCCCAAAAACAACUUCCAAGAGUGAUAAGUUAAAAUUCAAAGAUAAUUUUGGGUUUCUUAAAAAGAUGAUAAAGUGAUGCAUAGUUAAUUAUGCUUCAAUUUCUAUAGUACAUACACUGACGUGUUAUUAACAAUAAAACUGUAACUAGCUGUAAUUCAGUAUAAAUGGCUACGUUACUUAUGUCAGUUUAA